Messenger RNA from Olea europaea var. sylvestris, 549 nucleotides. RefSeq lists its product as uncharacterized. The record is from RefSeq and is a predicted model, not a curated record. The transcript has 3 exons. NCBI's taxonomy places the organism in Eukaryota, Viridiplantae, Streptophyta, Magnoliopsida, Lamiales, Oleaceae. Bases 1 to 549 code for a protein of 182 amino acids.
AUGGUUGAUGCAGUAAAAAAUAUCCACCAACGCCUUGCUACCACUUAUGAUCGUCAAAAGAAGUAUGCUGAUAGACGAAGGAGACCAUUAGAAUUCACAAUCGGAGACAAAGUGUUCUUGAAAGUUGCACCAAUGAAAAGGGUAUUUAGAUUUGGAAAAAAGGGAAAACUUAGUCCCAGAUAUAUUGAUGCUUCAUAUAUAUUGCCAGAUAACCCAAUGGAUCUGAAAACUAAUUUAACCUAUAAAGAAAGACUAGUAAAAAUUUUACUCCGAGAGGUCAAACAAUUAAGAAAUAAACGUAUUCUACUUGUCAAAGUUUUGUGGAGAAAUCAAACUUCACAAGAAGCAACAUGGGAACGGGAAGAAGAUACGAAUAUUAAAUAUCCGAAAUUAUUUGAUCGAGUGGAGAUGGGUAUUGUGAAGUAUGUAUCGGUUCUAUGUAUCAAUUCAAUGGUGCAUGACCCAUUUUGGCUUAUUGAUGAAGAUGAACGGGUCCUGUUCACUUCUUCUGGGAAUCGAAAAAACCUUGCGCUAAUAAUUCCUACGUAG